AAACUCGACUCAUCCCGAAACCAGUACGCUUGAUAGCAGAACAAUGAGUCUGACAGAAAAAAAAAUUCUACUCUACAAAAGUGCUGGAGGGUCGGGGGGAUGAUCACAUCCCAUCAUGGCCUUUGACCCUCGGAUUGUCAUUGGACCGAUGCAAGUUGGUUCGCUCUUGAGUGCAGUGUUCUACGGCUGCCUUAUUUCGCAAAUCUACGUGUAUUUUAAACUGUUCCCAACAGAUCCUCGAGGCUUCAAAAUCGCCGUCACAGCUCUUGGAACUUGGCAACUAGGCCACUUCAUCUGCUUGAUUGCCACACUUUGGACCAUGACAGUGACUGCCUAUAGCCACCCAUCCAUACUCAAUACUCUUCCGGUCGGAACAAAAAUUCUGCUCUUGCUUAGCAGCUUCACUUGCUCUACUGUGCAGUCGUUUUACACCCAUAGACUCUGGAAGCUUUCUAAAAUCAUCAUUUUACCACUUAUCUCAGGAAUACUAGGUGUAACUGCGCAGGUUGCAGCUUUCAUUUUCGUCAUCCGCGCGUUUCACAUGGCCAACCUCGAAACAUUCGGAGAGGAUCAGCACUUCAUCAUCGCAUUCGCAGCCAUCUCCCGUUCGGCAUCUGACAUUUUCACUACCAUCAGUAUUGCCGCCACCCUGAAGAAGCAAACAUUGUACAUUCCGGGCGUUUCGGUGACAGCUAAGAUAGCUGACCGGAUAAUUGCGUGGACACUUGAAACCUGUUUGGUAGCUAGUUUAGCGACGCUUUCAAUCACUGUCCUGCUCCUUACUUUACCAAAUAAUGCCUGGUUUGGUCUAUAUCUAAUCAAUGCCAACGUAAUUGCGAAUUCGCUAUUGGCAUGGCUCAAUCGCCGGUUCACGUUCGUACGUGAUGAUUCGGAUUUAACACUAUGCUCGACUAUCGCCUUUGCUGGGUGAUCUGUGUCCACACAAGGCCACUAGUCACAAAAUUUGUUCUCUGUAACUCCGUCUCGUCGCCCCUCCUUGAGAGGAGAGAUGUCGACUCCUAAAAUUCAUUGUAUUUGCCUUGUAUUUCUUUCCCAGUUGUGUGUAUCACUUGACCUGUAUCACUAGUCGUCCUUGUAGUCAAAUUGUGUAUCUCGUCGCCUGUACCUGUAGCACCAGUCCCC
Messenger RNA from Suillus fuscotomentosus, 1143 nucleotides. RefSeq lists its product as uncharacterized. Bases 116 to 931 code for a protein of 271 amino acids. The transcript is spliced from 10 exons. Lineage: Eukaryota; Fungi; Basidiomycota; Agaricomycetes; Boletales; Suillaceae. The record is from RefSeq and is a predicted model, not a curated record.